Trypanosoma conorhini is the source of this 1809-nucleotide messenger RNA. Its product is annotated as putative dynein. The coding region runs from base 1 to 1809 and encodes 602 amino acids. The transcript has a single exon. Gene Ontology annotation, cellular component: outer dynein arm. Gene Ontology annotation, biological process: cilium movement; outer dynein arm assembly. Gene Ontology annotation, molecular function: dynein heavy chain binding; dynein light chain binding. Lineage: Eukaryota; Euglenozoa; Kinetoplastea; Trypanosomatida; Trypanosomatidae. The record is from RefSeq and is a predicted model, not a curated record.
AUGACGGAGGUGUCGUACAGCUACUCACGGCCCCGCAGGGAGUUUGGGCGGAUGCCGGAGUUUCAUGCCAACGAGGGAGAGAUCCUCAGCGACAUUCCACCGAAUCGCACGGUGAAGAGUUAUUACACCAAACUUGACCCCUGCGAGACGGAGAUUCAAAAUGUGCCGUCACUGUCAGAGACAAGCACCAACACGGAGCGCAUUCAACUGCGUCACCGCGCUCAGUCCCACCUCGAGGGUGGCUGGCCGCACGGCGUCGACCCCACCGAGUUCGAGGAAAAAAUGAAAUACUGCAAAAAGGUGGAGCGCGAGGAGAGUUACUUGUCGUCGUGUCGUCGCCUCGUUCAGCAGUGCACGGACAAGUAUAUUAAGCAGAACAACGCCAUCGACAUUUACGGCUCCUACUUCGCGGAGGGUGCACCUCCAGAGGAUGAGUCGCUGGGGCCUGCCGCUGCAAAGAUUAUCUCGGUCUUUAAAGACCCCAACACGGAGAAGCGGACAGCCGCGGCGAUCUCAUGGCAAAACGACGGCCGAAGGUUUGCGGUGGCCUAUUGUCGGCUGCGAUUUCAAGGCAACACCCCAACAAUGAACACAAACUCGUACCUUUGGGAUGUUAUGAAUCCGAACACGCCGGUUGAGACGCUGGUGACCCCUUCCCCAUUGUGCAGCAUUGAACAUUACUCGAAGGAUCCACAUAUCAUCGCUGGUGGGAGUUGGAAUGGCGUUGUACAGUACUGGGAUACGCGGCAGCCGACACGCCCUGCCGCCCGCUCUCUUAUUGAAGAGAGUCAUAAAGAUCCCGUGUGGUCUAUCAAGUGGUUGCAGAGUAAAUCAGGCGAACUACUUUCAGUCUCCACGGAUGGUGAGGUGUAUGUUUGGGAUUGCCGAAUCCCCGACAAACCGCUUGAGUUGCACAAACUUCCAGAGGACUCUCUAACGCUGCUGCCCAAAAACAAUGAGGGAGGAUCGAAGGGCAUAUUGGGUGGUCUUUGUCUGGACUACGACCCUCAGGUAGGUGGUCCCUCAAAGUACAUGAUUGGCACGGAACAGGGUACUAUUCUUUCCUGUAAUCGUAAAGGCAAGACACAGGCGGACAAGCUUGGCCCCAACACAUUCAAUGCACAUCACGGUCCAGUCUACUCUGUACAACGGCACCCGUACUUUUCCAAGUACUUCCUUUCCGUGGGUGACUGGACGGCACGGAUGUGGUUUGAGGACUUUAAAUUUACGCCAUUGUUUAGCACCUUCUAUCACAAUUCAUAUAUUACCAGCGGUGCCUGGCACCCUGUGCGCCCUGGUGUAUUCUUCACCACUCGCAUGGACGGUUUUCUGGAUCUCUGGGACUUGAUGCUGCGCCAGUCCACCCCCUCCCUCAGUGUUCAGGUCUCCGACUACGCUUUGCACACGGCAAAGCCCACAGUGGAGGGAAAACACAUCGCCGCCGGCGGCAUUGACGGCAACGUGACCCUGCUGGAGCUCUCUCCCUCACUUUACACCGCCACGGCGGAAGAAAAGGUCGUCAUUGGUCAAAUACUUGAGAACGAAAGCUUCCGUGACAAGAACCUAGACCGUGCGGUGAAGGAGAAGCGUGCGCUGGCGAAGCAGCGGCAGCGCCGCAGCACACAAGUACAGAGCGCCGCAAGGGAGUCGGAUAACGUGGAGGAGGCUCUGGACGCGAUGACGGAUGAAUACAAGGCUGUUGUCGCGGAAGAAAAAAGCCGCGAUAUGCAGUCGCACGAAGAGUUGGAAGUUCAGCGGCGCAAACUACUAGAAGAGAUUGGAGACGGAAUUGAGUUUGAUGAGGAAUAG